Molecule: messenger RNA, 6667 nt
Organism: Ictalurus furcatus (blue catfish)
Lineage: Eukaryota; Metazoa; Chordata; Actinopteri; Siluriformes; Ictaluridae
Gene: atp2b1a
Product: ATPase plasma membrane Ca2+ transporting 1a
Exons: 22
Coding region: 364-4149 (1261 amino acids)
Biological process (GO): calcium ion transmembrane transport; regulation of cytosolic calcium ion concentration
Cellular component (GO): intracellular membrane-bounded organelle; membrane
Molecular function (GO): ATP binding; PDZ domain binding; P-type calcium transporter activity
Source: RefSeq, a predicted model, not a curated record
UGUGAGAGAGAGAGGUGAGGUGAGAUGAGAUGAGAUCCCUCAUGUGGUGGACUUGUAGAAGGUUUAAGGAUUUCAUCGUGUGGAAAUGCAGCCGAAAAGCUCGUUUAGAUUUGUAUGGAUUGUGUUCUGCGACACUCCUGUCAGCAUGAACGAAUGAGCUUAUGCAACAAGCUGAGGGGAAAUGGCUUUUGAAUUGUCUCAGUCCUGCCACGUACAGUCCGUCCUCCUCCUCCUCGGUCCCUGAAGGACGUCAACUGUUUAUGGGAACUACUGGCAUCGGUCUCCUGAGGAUUUAGCUCUCCUUUCGGGACGCCAUCCCCAUCCCCCCUCCUCCUCCAUCCCGCCCUCCCGCUCCACAGCGACAUGGCUAACAACUCGUACACCGGGGUGAAGAACUCCGUAGCGGAGCCCAAUCACGAUGGAGAAUUCGGCUGCUCGCUCAAAGAGCUGCGCUCGCUCAUGGAACUGCGGGGGGCCGAGGGAUUACACAAAAUCCAGGAUUGUUACGGGGACGUUAACGGACUCUGCAGCAGACUGAAAACGUCGCCUAUAGACGGUUUAAGCGGGAACCCUGCCGAUAUCGAAAGCAGAAAAUUAGCGUUUGGACAGAACUUUAUACCUCCGAAAAAGCCAAAAACCUUUCUUCAAUUAGUAUGGGAAGCAUUACAAGACGUAACGUUGAUUAUUCUAGAAGUGGCAGCCAUAAUUUCAUUAGGCCUUUCUUUUUAUAGACCUCCGGAUUUAGAGGAUAAAAAAUGCGGGGAGGGAGCAGGAGGCGUAGAAGACGAGGGCGAGUCCGAGGCAGGAUGGAUCGAGGGAGCGGCCAUCCUCCUCUCUGUUGUCUGUGUGGUGCUAGUGACGGCUUUUAACGACUGGAGUAAAGAGAAGCAGUUCCGUGGCUUACAGAACCGCAUCGAACAAGAGCAGAAGUUUACAGUGAUGCGCGCUGGGCAAGUCAUUCAGAUCCCCGUGGCUGAGAUUGUAGUCGGGGAUAUUGCACAAAUCAAAUACGGUGACCUCUUACCUGCCGACGGCGUUCUCAUCCAAGGGAACGAUCUUAAAAUCGACGAGAGCUCUCUGACGGGAGAAUCGGACCACGUGAAGAAACUGCUGGAUAAAGAUCCCAUGCUGUUGUCAGGUACCCAUGUCAUGGAGGGCUCUGGAAAAAUGGUCGUCACUGCCAUCGGAGUCAACUCCCAGACCGGAAUCAUCUUCACGUUACUGGGGGCGGGAGAGGACGACGACGACGACGAGGAGAAAGAGGAGAAGAAGAAAGAAAAAGAGAGGAAGAAGGAGAAGAAAAACAAAAAGCAAGACGGCUCUGUGGAGAACAGAAAGAAAGCUAAAGCCCAGGAUGGAGCUGCAAUGGAGAUGCAGCCCCUGAACAGCGACGAAGGAGCAGAUGCAGAUGAGAAGCGCAAAGCCAACUUGCCAAAAAAAGAGAAAUCCGUCCUCCAAGGGAAGCUGACUAAACUAGCAGUCCAAAUUGGCAAAGCAGGUCUGGUGAUGUCUGCCAUCACCGUCAUAAUCCUGGUGGUGUUGUUUAUAGUGAACACCUUUUGGGUGCGAGGGCUUCCGUGGGAGAAAAGCUGCACGCCCAUAUACGUCCAGUAUUUCGUCAAGUUCUUCAUCAUCGGCGUGACCGUCUUGGUGGUGGCCGUCCCUGAGGGCCUGCCUCUUGCCGUCACUAUUUCACUGGCUUACUCUGUCAAAAAAAUGAUGAAGGACAACAAUUUGGUAAGGCAUUUAGAUGCCUGCGAGACCAUGGGCAAUGCUACUGCCAUCUGUUCAGAUAAGACAGGCACUCUGACCAUGAACAGGAUGACUGUGGUGCAGGCUUACAUCGCAGAUCAGCACUACAGGAAGGUCCCUGAGCCGGAAGUAAUCCCUGCCAGCAUCAUGGACCUGCUCGUUCUGGGCAUCAGCGUCAACAGUGCUUAUACCACCAAGAUCCUGCCUCCUGAGAAGGAGGGAGGUCUAUGUCGUCAGGUGGGCAACAAAACCGAAUGUGCCUUGCUUGGCUUCGUGUUGGACCUGAAAAAAGACUACCAAGCAAUCCGCAACGAGAUCUCCGAGGAGAAGCUCUAUAAAGUUUACACGUUCAACUCUGUCAGGAAAUCCAUGAGCACCGUGUUGAAGAACGCUGACGGAAGCUUCCGGAUGUUCAGCAAAGGAGCCUCGGAAAUUCUACUCAAGAAAUGUUCUAAGAUCCUCACAGCGACCGGUGAGAGUAAGGUGUUCCGGCCCAGAGACAGGGAUGACAUGGUGAAGAAAGUGAUCGAGCCCAUGGCCUCUGAAGGCCUGAGGACAAUAUGCCUGGCCUACAGAGACUUCCCCGCUUCAGAAGGAGAACCCGACUGGGAAAACGAGGCGGAUAUACUCACCAGACUCACCUGUUUGUGCGUGGUGGGCAUCGAGGACCCAGUCAGACCGGAAGUCCCCGACGCGAUCAGGAAGUGCCAGCGUGCCGGGAUCACAGUACGCAUGGUCACCGGGGACAACAUCAACACGGCUCGCGCCAUAGCGUCCAAGUGCGGCAUCCUGCAGCCCGGAGACGACUUCCUCUGCCUGGAAGGUAAAGAAUUCAACCGGCGGAUACGCAACGAGAAGGGAGAGAUCGAACAGGAGAGGAUCGAUAAAAUAUGGCCUAAACUCCGAGUCCUGGCGAGAUCGUCUCCGACAGACAAGCACACGUUGGUUAAAGGUAUCAUCGACAGCACUGUUCUAGAACAGAGGCAAGUAGUAGCGGUAACGGGAGACGGUACAAACGACGGCCCUGCCUUGAAAAAGGCCGAUGUCGGGUUCGCUAUGGGCAUCGCAGGCACAGACGUAGCUAAAGAGGCUUCCGACAUCAUUCUCACCGACGACAAUUUCUCCAGCAUCGUCAAAGCGGUCAUGUGGGGCCGCAACGUCUACGACAGCAUCUCCAAAUUCCUGCAGUUCCAGCUCACGGUCAACGUAGUGGCCGUGAUCGUGGCCUUCACCGGAGCGUGCAUCACACAGGAUUCUCCGUUGAAAGCAGUACAGAUGUUGUGGGUAAAUCUGAUUAUGGACACCUUCGCAUCGCUAGCUCUGGCCACCGAACCUCCCACGGAGUCUCUGCUGCUGAGGAAGCCGUACGGCCGGAACAAACCCCUCAUCUCCAGAACCAUGAUGAAGAACAUCCUGGGCCAUGCCGUCUACCAGCUCACCGUCAUCUUCACUCUGUUGUUUGCAGGUGAAAGGCUGUUCGACAUCGACAGCGGUCGUAACGCCCCUCUCCACGCUCCGCCCUCCGAGCACUACACCGUCGUCUUCAACACCUUCGUGUUGAUGCAGCUCUUCAACGAGAUCAACGCCCGCAAGAUCCACGGCGAGAGGAACGUCUUCGACGGUAUCUUCAACAACCUCAUCUUCUGCUUCAUCGUCUUCGGCACGUUCAUCAUCCAGUUCGUCAUCGUGCAGUUUGGAGGCAAGCCCUUCAGCUGUGUGGCUCUUACCAUCGACCAGUGGCUCUGGUGCGUUUUCUUAGGCUGUGGCUCUCUGCUCUGGGGUCAGGUGAUCUCCUCCAUCCCGACCAGCCGCCUGAAGUUCCUGAAGACGGCCGGUCACGGAACUCAGAAGGAGGAGAUUCCAGACGAGGAGCUGGACGAGAUGGAGGACCUGGACGAGAUCGACCACGCCGAGCGUGAGCUCCGCAGGGGGCAGAUACUCUGGUUCCGAGGCCUGAACAGGAUACAGACUCAGAUGGAUGUAGUGAGUGCGUUCCAGAGCGGCACUUCCUUUCAGGGGGCCCUCAGGCGUCACCCCUCGAGCACCAGCCAACAGCACGAUAUCCGAGUAGUGAAUGCAUUCCGCAGCUCCCUGUCCCCCUAUGAGGGGCUGGAGAAGCCCGAGUCGCGCAGCUCAAUCCACAACUUCAUGACCCACCCGGAGUUCCGGAUAGAGGACUCGGAGCCCCACAUCCCCCUCAUCGACGACACGGACGCCGAGGACGACGCCCCCACGAAGAGAAACGCCACCCCCACACCCCCUCCACCUCCCUCUCCGUCGCCCAACCAGAACAAUAACGCCGUGGACAGUGGCGUCCACCUCUUCUUAGACAACAGCAAGCCGGCCACGCCCUCGGCCCCGGCGAGCCCCAUGCACAGCGUGGAGACGUCCCUCUGAUCGGCUCCGCCCUCCCCCCCUCCCCCGACCCCACCCUCCCUCCCUUCCUCCACACUCUGAGCCACACCCACCUGCAGUCUCUACAGAGACCUGUGCUCGCUCAGCGGACUCAUGGGCGCGGAGCCGUGUGUGAUCUGGGAGCUUGACUGAAGCAAGAGCAAGCGCUCACCACAGCGUAGGGUGUGGUUGUGAUGAUUACCUUUUUUUUGUUGUUGUUGUUGUUGCUGUUGUCUUAUUUUAUUCUCGAUAUCCUCUCGGAGAGGGAAGGACUCUAUUUCCACCUCUGCUUAUAAAAUCUUUCUGUCCCCUUUGUGGAAACGGAGGGAUUGUUCAUUCAGAUUGAAAGUGACCUGUAUUUUUUAUUAUUAUUAUUAUUAUUAUUAUUAUUUAAUUAUUAAUAUUCUAAUACUGAGGAGGCGAUUGGUCUCUCCAAGGCUUGCAGAUGAUUAGCUGUAAGAAUUUACUUUACUCUUUUUUUUUUUUUUUUUUUUUUUUCUCUUUCCCCCCCCCCUCAACCCCCUCCCCCCCUCCCCCCAUGGUGGUGUACAUUUCUUUCUGUGGCCCUAGAUUUUCUGCUCCAUAUGGCUGUUCAUGUUUUGAAUUAUUUAUGUUUUGUUUUUGUUUGUUUUGUUUUUGUUUUUUUUUGAAAAAGGCCGAUCUGUUUACAAAGUUUGUAGAUACUUUUUUUUUUUUUUCUCUGUUUGUUGGUGAAGGAGCUUCCUGAUGCAGAAAAACGGGGACAAAUAAAACUAACAAUAAAAUGUACAAAAAAAAAAAUAAUGAAGAAAUGAGAGUAAUAUUUCAGAUACUACUGUAUUUUCAGGGGGGGCGGGGGGCGUUUCUAUGGAAACUGAACUAUUUUUGCCUGCAAGUUUUAUUUGUUAUAUAUUUGUGGAUACAUAGAAAUCUUCUAGCCAAAUAGAUAACACUAAGGCUUGUAUAGCAGCGAAGAGAGGCGUCGGGGUCCUGCAGGGACGCGGGCGAGGACCUCCGUCAGUACAUUUCCUUAGGCAUUUACUACUGCGUUUCUUCAGUUUUAAAGCUAGUUUGUCAUGCUUACUUACUAGGGACUGCGUUUGUGUUUCCAGUUCAUCAUCGUUCGAGAUCGAUCGAGAGCGAGAGUCGCUGUAAAUGGUCGGAAAUCUAAAGCGAGAGAGACGUUAUCGUCAAGCUCGUAAUUCGAAGUAGGAAGUCCACUGGUGACGUUUCUGUCCCUGUGAAUAUGUGAUAUCAAGGAUCGUGAUCUCAGGCUUUUUUUUUGGGGGGGGGGGGGGUGAAUAAAAUAAAAAUGAAUCCGAUGCAAAAGGAUGCACUGAAUGCAAAACAUGCAUCGUUAUGAGUGAAGAAUUUAUUCUUAUUAUUUUUAUUUAAUUUUUUUUUUGUCUUGAAGUAAAUGAUCGUGUUUCGAUUAACAUUUUAAAUUUACAUUUAAACACGUGGCUGAUUUUUUUUGGGGGGGAACCGUUUCCACUUAUGACGUAUGGGGGUCGUUGGGGAGGGUGGGGUUAAGAGACAGACAGACAGACAACAACAGCUUGUAUUCUUUCUUCAUCUUAUUCCAUGAAUAUUCUGGUCACUCGGAAUGCUGCGUUUGACUUGGCUGUGGAAUAUAUUUAUCACCUGAAGUACUGGAACUUACAAAAUGGGGAUUUUUAAAGUAGGGGGGGGCGGGACGACGACACUUGGGACAUAACAGGGUCUCUGCACAGGGUACAUUUAUUUCAACUCCCUUUGGAUAUUUUGAUACGGACCGUUAUAAAUAAAGACUUCCUUUGUAUUUUUAUGGGACAUAAAGAAGAUCUUUUGACCUGCUGAAGCAGACUUUGAGGAAUUUUACACGGUAACCAGUGCAGGAACAGCUUGGCAAACAAGGCUAGUGAUUCGGUUCUGCUAGGAAUCUAUUUCUCAGGGUGGCGAAUAGUACGAACCAGGCUUUAAGAAAACACCUAAAGUCAAAUACUAACACUUUUUUUUUUAUUAUUAUUAUUAUUAUUAUAAUUAAAUUGAAUUUUGGCUGGUAUCGGCUGUUGAUUUUUCUCCUGCGGGUCUGAAAGGGAAGAGGAGAAAAUACAAAGAAGAAUAGGAUGUGCGCUUUAGUCGGCACAUCCGCACGUUUUUGUUUUGUUUUCCUUCCUAAUUUAUUAUUAUAUCUUUUUUUUUUUUUUUUUUUUUUUUUUUUUUUUGUUCCUUGUGUUUAACAAAUAAAAAAUAAAGCAGCUUGAGUUUGCUAUUUAGUGAAGAAAUGUGGAAAGAAAAGAAUCCAUGAGUUUAUUCUGUAGCUUCUUCCUGUAACAGGGAUGAAUGUUAUGUUUUUCCAUCUGUUUUAUGGAUUUAUUUUUUUUUUAAUUUAUUUAAAUUUUUUUUUUUUUUUUUUUUUUUUAAUCUUAACAUUUGGAAAUAAAAGUACUUCAUGUCUGUUUAUCUGGAGAAAUGUAAAUGGUUACUGUGAUUUCGAUUUACAUUUGAAACUUGUUGAGUAAUGUGUAUGGUUUUUAAGAAUUAAAAGCUUAAAAAUGGA